GUGGACCUACAUGACAGGCAUUGACAAUUGACCCAAUGGGCUGCUAUGCGUACAGUAUCCCUGUACACCCCUGAUGGCCCGAUUGACGUGCGCUGAAACCCUGAGCCUCAUAAGCGGUUUUGCAAAACCUCCAAUUGCUCUCCAAGUUUGGGGCCGAAUUCUGUUUGUUACAAUUGACUCUUGUGUACUAUCCUCGGCGGUAACCUAAGCUUACAAAGUAUCCUACGCUGGUCAACAUUCUCCCUCUGUAUUGUUGUUGCCUCUACGCCCUCACGGCACGUCUACCCGGAGUCCACAGUCAAUGUCUGGCGUAUUAGACGGCCCCGCUGGGUUUGCGCUCCGCAAGAAUGGCACCUGUCUCGACACAGAGGUGGACUGUGGUGCCACCCUUCCCCCUUUUCGAGCCUGUUGUCCCGCGGGAUCACACUGUCCAAGCCAGUACAAUGUGAACUGCUGUCCAUCAGCCGCGAACUGCACGCAGCUGCUUGUGGAGACGCCGAAAUGCGCCAAUGAGACGUGGGAUUUGUACAAUUAUUACGGAUACUUUUGCUGUGAGAAUGGGACAACGGCCUUUGGGACGAGCUCGAACAGUGAUGGUUGCGCGCUGCCGGGGUAUAAAUUCCAUAGCUCUGAGACUCUGUUGCCGCUUGUCUCCUCGGGGAAGGGUACGUGGGACUUGCAAACAUAAAAGGAUUCGUUCAGGUCAAUGCUAACGUACCGCUCCAGCAUCGAUUGCGACAUCGACUUCCUCCGUGACAUCCACACCGUCGACGAGCUCUACAUCCUCGGCAUCACCAACGCAAACAUCGACUCAACCCUCCGACACGUCCUCCAAGACAAACACAGGAGCCAUUGCAGGAGGCGUAGUCGGCGGCGUGGCCGGGGUAGCCAUCAUCGCUUUCUUGGUGUGGUGGCUUCUCAGUCGCCGAACGAAACGUCAACCAGUCGUCCCCGGGUCAGAGGCGGUCCCCGUCACAGAUUAUAAGAAUAACAGCCUGAUGGUCAGUGAACUUGACGGCCGCGGUACUGCAUAUGAACUCGGGGCCAGGCAAAUCCUCACGAGUUACCGGCGGACGCGACAUUCCAUCGAUGAUACAAGGGACGAAGGAUACCACUAGUUAAUCAUUAGCGUCUUUGUCACAAAUUGGCUAUGUGAGUAAUGAAAACGAAAAAGAGAUAGUCAG
Messenger RNA from Aspergillus novofumigatus IBT 16806, 1184 nucleotides. RefSeq lists its product as uncharacterized. NCBI's taxonomy places the organism in Eukaryota, Fungi, Ascomycota, Eurotiomycetes, Eurotiales, Aspergillaceae. Bases 302 to 688 code for a protein of 128 amino acids. The transcript has a single exon. The record is from RefSeq and is a predicted model, not a curated record.